AUGACCGAGCGCGGAGGAACCGACAUUACUCCUGCAGAGCUGACAACCAUCCGGGCUGCCCAACCACUGCCGGCAAUUCUUCCCUCCUUCCUCGAGCCCAUGCCUGUAGAGACGUUGCGUGCUAUGGAUAUCCCUGUCAAUAAUCCCCAAUACUCCUAUCAGUUCAAGGACAUACCUCCUCGUCCUGGUCCUUAUGCAAGUCGUCCGGUUCUUCUAGACUACCUCGGCAAGUUGGAAGACAUCCUCUAUCGAUGUCUUGAGCAGAUGUCAUACGAUCACGCCCAGAAGAUCAUCAUGGAGAUAGAGAAUGGGAUAAUUCGUCAGAAACUGUGGGGAAAGCACAAGGACCGCCAACGGGUCACUCAUGUCAACACUGGUGCUCGUGUUCUUACCUCUGACCAGUCAAUUCAGGCCCUCUAUGAAGUGGAUAGGAAAAGAUUGAUGGGGGCGGUAUUGAAGGAAAUGGCGCCGAUCCUCAAAGAAUUGCGAACCUUUCAAGACGACGGUGAGAAAGAGCUCAUACGCAAGGAGCAAGAAGAAGAAGACGUAGCAAUAAAGGCACAUAAGAUCGAGCAGAAAGCUCUAUCGGAACUCUCUAAGCAAUAUGAGUCUGCAAAAGUGGCACUUGCACGGUACGACAA
This is a messenger RNA of Acaulospora colombiana, 641 nucleotides long. NCBI's taxonomy places the organism in Eukaryota, Fungi, Glomeromycota, Glomeromycetes, Diversisporales, Acaulosporaceae. The record is from the annotation of a GenBank genome assembly.